AUGGCAAGAAGGUCGCUCAAGUCCUGGUGCAAUUAUGAAGCAGUGGCCAAAGAAGAAGACGACCCUUUCUUCUUCCCAACCCUCCUCUCCCCCGAUUUCAGUGGAAACGGAUGUUCAGCGUUGGAUGGGAACUUUUCUUUGCCAUUUGAUUAUCAGGAGAGCCUUUGCGAAGCUCCUCCUCUGAUCACAAGCUUCCCGCUCGAUCCUUUGUGCCCACAAAUUCUUGAUUUUGAGCACAACCCUCAUGAUGCUGUUCAAGAAGGUCUUGAUGUUCAAAAUUAUUCAGCAAGUGGGACUGGGAUCUUCGAGGAGAUGUGUGCACGGAACGAGCCCAAGAAACGUGGUCUGUUACUCCAUAACAGUGGCCAAGAUAAUUAUCUUAGUGAAGUGCGUGGUGGUGACAAGAGAUGCGCGAAAGAGGAGAGCGAUAGCGACGGCAAUAGCAGAAUGCUGUCGAGGGAGCAGAUAUCGCGGUACUUCUACAUGCCGAUAACUCGAGCGGCAAAGGAGCUCAACAUCGGGUUGACCCUCUUGAAGAAACGGUGUCGAGAGUUGGGCAUCCGCCGGUGGCCCCACCGGAAGUUGAUGAGCCUCCAAACUCUCAUCAAGAAUGUCCAGGAAAUGGGAGGAGACCCGGAGAACGUAGAGCAGCUCAGGAAGGUGGUGAAUUUGCUUGAGCUAGAGAAGAAGAUAAUGGAGGAGUUCCCUGAUGUACAGCUUGAGGAUAAGACAAAGAGGCUGAGACAAGCUUGUUUUAAAGCAAACUACAAGAAGAGGAAGCUGGUUGGACCGAUGGACUCAGGAAGCACUUCUUCUAAAAGCAGCCCAACUGCAGAAGAUGAGGGCAUGAGCACGGGAAUGGGAUAUGAGGAGGACGGUGAAAGAAACUGGGCUGUCCACCUCAGUCCUGCUAACAAUGAUGCAGCGGUUGCUGUUAUAAAACAAUCAUAUGCAUGA
Messenger RNA from Eucalyptus grandis, 957 nucleotides. Its product is annotated as protein RKD4-like. The record is from RefSeq and is a predicted model, not a curated record. The transcript has 5 exons. Gene Ontology annotation, molecular function: DNA-binding transcription factor activity. Lineage: Eukaryota; Viridiplantae; Streptophyta; Magnoliopsida; Myrtales; Myrtaceae. Bases 1 to 957 code for a protein of 318 amino acids.